GAUACAGCAGAGGAGCAGAACGUCCUGGAGAAAAUUCCUGUUUGCGCUAAGGAUCCUCGGAAAAAUAAACCUGGUUUUUGUUUUUAACAGCGUUCCAGCCUAGACUGAGGGGAUGAGGUCUUGUCUUCUGCUUUGUGUCCUGUGCCUGAUGGUUGCUAAAGGCCUUUCCACGUCACCAUGUGUGUGUAAUGAUGGACCUCCAGGAUCACCUGGACCUAGUGGACCACCUGGAGCCCCUGGAUUCCCUGGAAUCCAUGGAAAGCCUGGAAGCGAUGGAAGGCCUGGAUUCUCUGGAAUACCUGGAGCCCCUGGACCACCUGGACCAGUUAUAAUGUGUGGUAGAGAUGUCUUUGGAGCUAUUGCACAGGAUGUUGACACACUGAUGAAGACCACUGCUAAGUUUGAACUGGCUGCAAAUUUUGACUUUACACGGAGGGUUGGGCAGAAAUACUUUGUGUCCAACAAACUCAGAGGCUCCUUCCAGGAGGCCGUCGAGUUCUGCUCUCAACAAGGUUUAGAGCUGGCUUUACCCCACAAGGACCAGGAGAACCGCAUCCUGACUCAGCUGUUUGGUGACGUGGCUAACGUAGCCUGGAUCAACGUCAACAAUAGGGCAGUGGCAAACUUUCAAUCUGACAUGAAAAACCAGCGUCUCACCUUCACCAACUGGGAAGGAGGACAACCAGAUGAAUCCAUCCAGGAUACUGGCUGCACCACGCUGCUAGACAAUGGCUACUGGCGAGUGACGCGCGACUGCUCCCUGAACGCUUACAUCAUCUGUCAAAUAUAGACCCCCAUGGAGUAACGUUAAGGACACAAAUCUUACUUUUCACAUAUUCCUUUUAUUGUACGGUAUUCAUUGUAGAGUCGUACAAAGAGGUCUGUAAGAAGUGUUCCAGAAAUGAAACCAGUUUAAUCAAGUGAGACUGCUGAUCAGCACAUUUAACUACACGUAACCAAUGAAAAAUAACCAUUAAAUCAACACGGGUGAAGGAAUGGAAAUGAUGUUUGUUGUACCCUCUUUUACUUAUUUUCUUUAUUUGGAUAAUACAUGGAAAGCUCUUUAUUAAAACCAUAAGUACGUUUUCCUCAAAAAUCCAUCACACUGAAUCCGCGAUCACCCUGUGAUCACAUCGCAAAGAUGUUUGUUGCUGUUACAAGUUUAAUUUCAAGGAAAACAUUGAUGUUGGACAAGAUUAAGAUAAUUUAGUCAGAAAUGAAAGUGGGUAUUCUGGAAAAAUCCCCUGCCUCCAAAAUCCUCCAGAAACAUCUGUGAAUAUCAUUACGAUGAACCCAUCUGUGGGCAGUAAUUUGUUUUAUGCGUAUGAACAUUUAUGACUUACACUUGAAUGACAAGAAAAAAAAUGUUAUUUCAUUUUCACACAUAUUAAAUUUGAAAAAUGAUUUGCCACAACUUGAAUCCAAAGUAAACCUAUGAGGUUUCUUUGUGUUAUGUUAAUAAACAUCAAUGGGUGCUCGGUUGUUAGGUGCUAAGAUGCAGAUGAUAUUAAAAAAAAGAUAAUGCUAUAGGCCUACGCUGCAGGGGGACUCCGACAUGAUCCACUGUGCCCAUCACGCCUCCUUCUCUUUCCUUCCUCAGUUAAUAAUAAGAAGUAUCUCAUCACCAUCAUUGUUCUCCAUUGUUCUUGUAGUUUGUUGUGUCGGUCUGCUACCUCCUUUUCUCUUAUGGACAUGUUUGCAGGCCGGAGCUUCAGGAGUUGCAUGGUGACCUGCAGUCCCACCCUCUGAUCAUCCCACUGCUUGCUUCCACCUGUCUGUGUGGAUGCUUUGUAGACGCCUGCUGAAAUCCUGACCUGCAGCCCCCCCCUCUGACCACCUCAGUGUCUGCUGUCUACAUCUGCUUAUAUAGUCAUCCCUGUACUGCAGUAGUUAGGCAUUGUGUCUCUGUCUCUCCUCACUCUGUUCUUCAUUGAUCAUAACAUUCUUCUCAGCAGACUGGAAAAGUGGGUGGGACUUACCGGCACUGUGCUUCAAUGGUUUAAAUCUUACUUACAAGAUAGGGCCUUUUUUGUGUCAAUAGGAAACCAUGAGUCUAAGAGAACCAAGAUCACAUGUGGGGUUCCUCAAGGGUCCAUUGUCAGACCACUUCUAUUCAACAUCUACAGUAUAUGCUACCCCUAGCUCAGAUUAUGGAACAUCACAACAUUUCCUACCAUACUUAUGCCGAUGACACACAGCUUUAUAUUUCAGUGUCACCACAUGACUACAGCCCCCUGAUCUCAUUGAGUAACUGUAUUCACCAAAUCAAUGAGUGGAUGUGCCAGAAUUUUCUCCAGCUAAAUGCAGAAAAGACAGAGGUGAUAAUUUUUGGCCCUAAAAAUGAAAGGGAAAAGAUCAGCGCUCACCUUGGCUCCAUGUCAUUGACAGCUACGAAUCAAGCCAGAAAUCUUGGUGUAAUUAUUGACUCAGACCUGAACUUCAACAGCCAUCUAAAGUUUAUCACCAAAUCUGCCUAUUACCACCUAAAAAACAUUGCUAGAAUUAAGGGUAAUAUGUCUAAACACGACAUGGAAAAACUUAUUCAUGCAUUCAUUUUCAGUAGGUUGGAUUAUUGCAAUGGCAUCUUUACAGGCCUUAACAAGAAAUCAAUCAGGCAGCUGCAGCUGAUCCAGAACGCUGCCGCCAGAGUCCUUACAAACACCAGGAAACUGGACCACAUUACACCAGUCAUGAAAUCACUACACUGGCUUCCAGUGAGUCAAAGGAUAGAGUUUAAAAUCUUACUGCUGGUCUACAAAGACCUGAAUGGUCUUGGACCAAAAUACAUGCUGGAUCUGUUAGUUCCUAUGACGCUCCCAGACCCCUGAGGUUCAUCUGGAUCUGGUUUGUUGUGGUUCCAGAACCAGAACCAAGCAAGGUGAGGCAGCGUUCAGUUAUUCUGCUCCUCACCGGUGGAACAAACUUCCUGUAGACCUGAGGUCUGCUCCAACUGUCAGCUCCUUCAAAUCAGGGUUAAAAACAUUACUGUCUACUGAAGUGUACUCUUA
This is a messenger RNA of Cololabis saira (Pacific saury), 3008 nucleotides long. RefSeq names its product mannose-binding protein C-like. The transcript is spliced from 6 exons. Lineage: Eukaryota; Metazoa; Chordata; Actinopteri; Beloniformes; Belonidae. The record is from RefSeq and is a predicted model, not a curated record. The coding region runs from base 113 to 790 and encodes 225 amino acids.